Messenger RNA from Alternaria alternata, 1620 nucleotides. Its product is annotated as cholinesterase precursor. NCBI's taxonomy places the organism in Eukaryota, Fungi, Ascomycota, Dothideomycetes, Pleosporales, Pleosporaceae. The coding region runs from base 1 to 1620 and encodes 539 amino acids. The transcript is spliced from 5 exons. The record is from RefSeq and is a predicted model, not a curated record.
AUGCAGCACCUCCUCCUUACUGCUGCAGCUGUAGCCUCGCUAUUCGGUUCGGCUGUUGCAGCGCCGAAGAAUGGCUCCAAUGUUGAGACAUCGAGUGGUACCUUGAUUGGUCACCCAUCGUCUAACAAGACACAUGUGACCGAGUUUCUGGGUAUCCGAUAUGCAGAGGCGCCAGUCGGCGAGUUGAGAUUUGCUGCGCCGAAGAAGUACGAUGCGCCAGCAGGAACUGUCUUCGAGGCAUCUGAGUGGGUUAGUAAUCGCAAUAUCGCCAACAUGGAUGACUGCCCUGCUGUCAAGCCGCCAGUGUCCGCCUUCCCCAACUUCACACAGCCAUCCGGUCUGCGUGUGUGGAAGAACUUUGCAGCCCAGAACAACAACUCUGUAUCUGAGGAUUGUCUGAAGCUCAAUGUCUGGACGGCAAGUGCUGGUGAUGCGGACGCGAAGAAGCCAGUGCUAGUGUUUCUUCACGGAGGACGUUUCCAGAUUCCUGGUCCUCACUCUCCCUUCUACAACGGCCAAUACCUAGCUGACGCUGAGGAUGUGGUCGUUGUGACAUUCAACUACCGAUUAGGUAUCUUCGGCUUCGCUGGCGCCCCUGGUGUGGAGAAGAACGCCGCGCUGCGCGAUCACCGUACCGCUGUCGAAUGGGUGCGCGAUAACAUCGCUGGUUUCGGAGGCGACCCAUCGCGUAUUGUCAUCUUCGGACAAAGCGCAGGCGGUGCUGCCGUCGACUACUGGGCCUACGCCUGGAAGAAUGACCCGAUCGUUUCUGGCCUCAUCCCCAUGUCUGGAACCUCCCUGAGCUUCGUCCCCAACACUGUCGAGUACUCGCAGUCCAUCUGGUACAAUGUGUCCCAGACCAUCGGCUGUGGCGGCGCUGCAGAUGACGCUGCAGCAGUUGUGUCUUGCGUGCGCUCUGCAAACAUGUCUGCUCUUCUGGCUGCCUCCGCAAAGGUUCCUGGUCUCCCAAGUGUGGCUUUGACUCAAGCAACUUUCCACCCGACUGUGGACAACAUUACGGUCUUUGAAGAUUACCAACAACUCUCUUCCGAUGGCUGUUUUGCCAAGAUUCCACUCUUGGUUGGUAACGCCGACCAUGAAGAUGGCUGGUAUCGCAUCUCUGGGUGGGCGGCCAAGCUGAACUUUACCAAUGCACAAUGGGAUCUGUUCACUCAGCGCGGUUUCACGUGUCCAACCUCUCUGUCCGCUGCAUACCGGGCUCAGUAUGAUGUGCCUACCUGGCGAUACAGAUACCACGGUGAUUGGGAUAACCUUCGCCUCUACAACGGCAGCGCAGGUCUUGGUUCCCAAGGAAGCGCUGCAUACCAUGGCUCCGAUCUUGGCUUGGUCUUCGGCACUGUUCAGGACAUCUCUGGUCUACCCAAUUCUCCUGCCGAGAACCAGUACACGAAAUAUAUCCAGGGUGCCUGGGGUGCUUUUGCCCGGGACUCACAAAAAGGAUUGACUGAAUAUGGAUGGCCUUUGUACAACUCAGGCAAUGCCACACUCGUCGAGCUGGCCUACAACAACGACGCGACGCCCAAGUUUGUCAACCCCAAAAUCUAUGACGCGUCGUGUCCCGCGAAGAACGACCCUCUGCCCGGGCGAGGCGCCUUCUAG